GCUUUUGCGCAAAAGCGUUGUACGGUUUGCGCACAGAGACGCGAAGAGACGCAAAUCGAGAGCCUCCCUCGACUUUUCCCCUUUAAAGCGUUUCCCUUUUUCUUUUUUUUCACACCCUCCCUCCCUCCUGCCUCCCUGCUUCGGCGCCUCCGUGUUGUGCUGGAGCGUGCGCAUGCGCACCACCAGUGGAGUCACGGCACCGGCCAGAAGAAGUUGGAGCUCUCGUGCCUUCAGAGAGGGAGGGGAAAAAAAGCCACCAAAACAAGCCUCCAGAUCUUCCACACCUGCACGUGUCUGUCCGAGAGGAUGAGGAUGUUCAGGAUGAGGAAGGCUGGCCUGGCUCGGGUAUGGACUCUGCCUGUGCUCGUGGCUGCCGUGUGCGCGCAAAGCGUGAACGACCCUAGCAACAUGUCCCUGGUGAAGGAGACGGUGGACAGGCUGCUGAAGGGCUACGACAUUCGCCUGAGGCCAGAUUUUGGAGGUCCUCCAGUAGGGGUGGGGAUGAAUAUAGACAUAGCAAGCAUAGACAUGGUAUCAGAAGUCAAUAUGGAUUACACGUUAACAAUGUAUUUUCAACAAGCCUGGCGGGAUAAACGGCUGUCGUACUCCGAAAUUCCUCUGAAUUUAACCCUGGAUAACCGGGUAGCGGAUCAACUGUGGGUUCCGGACACGUACUUCCUAAACGACAAGAAAUCCUUCGUCCAUGGAGUAACGGUGAAGAACAGGAUGAUCCGGCUGCAUCCGGACGGCACAGUGCUGUACGGACUCAGGAUCACUACAACUGCAGCCUGCAUGAUGGACCUGAGGAGAUACCCGCUAGACGAACAAAACUGCACCCUGGAAAUUGAGAGCUAUGGCUACACUACAGAUGAUAUUGAGUUCUACUGGCGUGGAGGGAACCAUGCGGUGACAGGAGUGGAGAGGAUAGAACUGCCCCAGUUCUCCAUCGUAGAUUACAAGCUGAUAUCCAAGAAUGUGGUCUUUUCUACAGGCGCUUACCCUCGGCUUUCCCUCAGCUUUAAACUGAAGAGGAACAUCGGCUACUUCAUUCUACAGACCUACAUGCCCUCUAUCCUUAUCACCAUCCUCUCCUGGGUCUCCUUCUGGAUCAACUACGACGCUUCUGCUGCGAGAGUGGCUUUAGGUAUCACCACUGUCCUGACCAUGACCACCAUCAACACACAUUUGCGAGAGACCCUUCCCAAGAUCCCCUACGUUAAAGCCAUCGACAUGUACCUGAUGGGCUGCUUUGUCUUCGUGUUCCUGGCCUUGCUGGAGUACGCCCUGGUCAACUACAUCUUCUUCGGCCGGGGUCCACAGAGACAGAAGAAAGCGGCGGAGAAAGCCGCCACCGCCAACAACGAGAAAAUGAGGAUGGAUCCAAACAAGUGGUUGGUGGGAAAUGUAGUUCAGAGAGACGAUGGUUUGUAUGCCAGAAUGAAACAGAGGGAUAUUGAUGCUCAUGACUCGAUGUGGGAACCGAUCUUUAUGGACGAUGCAGCGAUAGGACUAGGCGAUCAGAAAAAUAAGAUGGACCCCCACGAAAACAUCCUGCUGACCCCUCUGGAGAUUAAGAACGAGAUGGGUGCGUCUGAGCUGGCGCUGGGUUUGGGCGACCCCCGCAGCACCAUGCUGGCGUACGACAGCUCAGCGCUACAGUACCGUAAAGCCGGCCUGGCCCGGCACAACUUCGGCCGGAACGCACUGGAGCGCCACGUGGCCCAGAAGAAGAGCCGGCUAAGGAGGCGCGCCUCACAACUGAAGAUCACCAUCCCCGACCUAACGGACGUAAACUCUAUCGACAAAUGGUCGAGGAUGAUCUUCCCCACCGUCUUUUCUUUCUUCAACAUCAUUUACUGGCUCUAUUACAUCAAUUAAGCGAACACUAGUGCAGCAGCUACAGCGCCACUGUUUUUUUAUUUAUUUAUUUGAAUUCUUUUUAACCAUUCGAUUUUUCCACACAAGCAAGUUUUACAAUAUACUGAUAUCUGAAAGCCAGGACUAAUUCUACUCAAUGUUUCCUGGAACAUCUUACCUUAAUUGCUGGCUUACGCAGAUUCCAGUAACGAGAGAUUACCGAACAAAACCGUGCCUGUUCCACAUUCCACUCAGACCCCGUUCACACCUGGUCACGUCAUGCAUCCUGAGUAUCAGGAUUGUAUCUGGAUAAAGCCAAUCCACAUAAAAAUAUAACUUUAAAUGAACCCACAUUUAAGUCAUCUAGUCAUUAAAACCACUUCAGGAGAUGGUCUGAGACGCAUUUAAAUCAGAUGCAAAUUCGGUCUCUCAAAACCACUUCAAGAGGUGGUCUAAGACACAUAAAAACAGAUACAAAUCCUGUCACCCAAACCACUUCAGAAAGUGGUCUGAGACACAUUUAAACUGGAUACAAAUCUGAUUCACUGGAAUCUCUUUCUACUACAAGCAAAAUACCACUAGUAAUUGCUUUCUUGUAUCACUUUCAAGUACAAAUAUAUGUGGCUAAAGUCUGAUCUGAAUACAAUUCAGAUACAAUCACAUGGAGAAACCAGGUGUAAACAGGAUCAUUAGAUAUCAGAAUAGAUUCCGUAGUGUGUUUAGUGUUUUUAAAUGUUUUUAAAUGUUAUUUUAAUUUAUUUUUUAUUUGUCUAUUAACUUGUUUCUUAUACCAGACAGUCAAAAAAAUGUUUAGUAUUUUAAAUUUGAAAAUUAAUUCCACUUUUAAUUAGCCUUCACUGCCUGAUUUUUUCUGAUAUUGCAAAAUUUGAUUUUAUAUACUUCAGAAAUAGUUUUCUCAACUUGUGAUUUAAGAGGUUUCUUAAAGUAAUGAUAUUUUUUACAUUAGCAUAACUGAGAAAUUAUGUUCCAAUAGUUAUGAUUUUUACACUUUUGACAAAGGUUGCAUACCUCCUUUUAGCUUACAAACCUGGUUUACUAUUAUGGGAUGCUAACACUCCAAAAGCCAGUCCAUCAGCUGUUGAUAAAUCAUAAGGUUCAGUGCUGCUUUAGGAGUUACACUGACUGAGGACUUUUAUCACUGUCUAACCUAACAACUGUUGAUAAGUUACAACUGUUGCUUUUAGGCCACGCCCAUACAAUUGGGGGAAACAGUUUGGCAGUUACUAUUGACUUGCAUUAUGAAUUUAUCAUAAUUGCUUUUUUUGAACUAACAUUACAAAUGUGCCAAAAAGCUGUUGUGUUAAUUACAUUUUUAACACGAUUCCAAAACCAUAUUUAUACUCAUUGUCAAAAAAACGGUUGCAAAAAUAGUUGGACCCAGAAGAAGUGAUUGCAGUGCUGUUCAGAAGGAAUUUAAAUUUAGACUGAUCUAGUCAGUAUUUAUUAAGAUACACACACACAACUUGCCAGACAUCUAGAGGUUCCUAAUGGUGUCCUGUUAUAACCCAACCCAUGCAGCUCACACAUUCUUAAUUAGGGAUAAGUCUGUUGAUGUGACUGGUCAUCAUAGCAUCUGUGUCUUUAAAGGACCAUUAAGAAUAAUAUUUUCUGUAGUAACUCAUAACAUAUUAUUAAGGAAACCUGGUAAAGCUCUGGCAACGUAUAUAUUCACUGAUUAGCUACAGAGUAAGACCCUAAAUGAUUGGAACUGGCAACCCGCAUGAGCUUCACGUCUGGGCAAGGAUGGGUCAGAAAACUCUAUCCAGUGUUUGGGAAUCGGACUCUUGGAGUAAUUGCGUGAUUCUUCAAAUUUUCU
Molecule: messenger RNA, 3694 nt
Organism: Astyanax mexicanus (Mexican tetra)
Lineage: Eukaryota; Metazoa; Chordata; Actinopteri; Characiformes; Acestrorhamphidae
Product: gamma-aminobutyric acid receptor subunit beta-2
Exons: 10
Coding region: 307-1878 (523 amino acids)
Biological process (GO): chemical synaptic transmission; signal transduction; regulation of membrane potential
Cellular component (GO): GABA-A receptor complex; neuron projection; synapse
Molecular function (GO): extracellular ligand-gated monoatomic ion channel activity; neurotransmitter receptor activity; GABA-A receptor activity
Source: RefSeq, a predicted model, not a curated record